AUGGCUGUAAAUUCACGUGGAAUAUCCCUUUUAGAUGCCCGUUGUUGUGAUAUACAAAAUCAAAAUAAACAACAAAUUUUAUUCGAAAUUGAAUUUAUUGAAUUGGCAAAUAUUGGAUAUGGAAGAUCAAAACAUGAAGGGGCUGAUGCUAUAUUUAUUAGUUUAUUAAAUGGUGAUCGGUAUACUUUUCAAUCGCCUUUAGCUAGAGAAUUGUCACAUUUAUUAUUACAUAUCUUAAAAAGUCUUCAUCAAAAUUCAAUUUAUGCUGUAGCAGUAAAAGAUUACAAUCAUUGUACUGUCCAACACAAAAUGCAGUCUUUAGAAAAUUGUUUUAAUAAUUAUUUUUUAAUUCAAAAUUCCUUUCAAUUUUAG
This is a messenger RNA of Meloidogyne enterolobii, 372 nucleotides long. Lineage: Eukaryota; Metazoa; Nematoda; Chromadorea; Rhabditida; Meloidogynidae. The record is from the annotation of a GenBank genome assembly.